AUGCAUCUGAAGACGAAGAUCCCAAAUUUCUUAAAUGCUGAUCCGGAGAGGAAGGCCCAGAAUUGUAUACACAUAGAGAACGAGCUGAUACAGAACAUGCACAAGAUUUACCAGCAGCAGUGUGAAGAAGGUGGCAGCAGGAAGGGGGCUACCCCGUCAUAUCACCUGUUCGAUCACGAGGACUACGUGGACUUCCCCCCUUUUAACAUAACCCCCGAUGUACAUAGCAUCUGCGUUGAGUUGAAGCUAAAGUUGGACGUUACACAUGCAGAUGGAGAGGCCGAUCUCGAUUCGUCCAUAUAUCUUGAUAUCAACCCUAGGGGUGUCAUGUCUAGAAAUCAGCGAAGUGUUGUCUACCAGUAUAGGAGCACCCAGCCGAUGCGGGACAAGGGCCUCGACCAGCUCCCCAGGGAGCAGCGGAUGAAAUACUUCACCGCCCUGUCACACCAACUCGCCGGAAGAUCCAUCACCUUCCAAGGAACCACAUACAAGCUACUGAGCGUGCUACAGACGGCCAUCUACGGAGGGGUGUACCUCGCACAGGUGGUCGAAUCUUCAGAGGAUGGUUUAGUGAACAAAAAGAAGGCCAUAAAAAUUCUGUCCAAAAAUCUAAUCGAAUUAGCAAAGGAUAAGGUUCAAGAAGAUCCACUCUCAGAGUAUCACUACCGAAAUUGUAUGAGUGGACAUAGUAACAUCCUCAGUUGCGAUACCAUUUUUGACGACGAUUAUUAUGUCUAUAUGAUCAUGCCAUUUGCAAUCCAUGGAGAUCUAUUCGAAGUCAUGAAGAGUCGAAGUAAACCAUUCACAGAGGAAGAAGCAAAGUAUCUCUUUUAUCAGAUCCUAUUAUCGAUUAAGUUUCUACAUUGUAGGAAAUUAGCUCUAAGAGAUAUUUCUCUAGAAAAUGUACUUUUAUUUGAAAAUGAAAAAAAUGGAUUAAUUUAUCCUGUUCUUAAUGACCCUGGACAGGCAACCUAUUUCACUGUGAACAAGAAAAAUGAGGUUACCCUCUUAGAGUAUACAAAAACUUUUGGAAAGAUAUUCCGUCCUCCAGAGGUUUAUGAGAAAUGCAAAUAUGAUCCGACAAAGGUUGAUAUGUUUUGUGUUGGUUAUAUUUUAUAUUUUUGUUUGACUAAGCAGGAGUUGUUCAGGUGUACUUUAGGCAAGGAUGUGCAUUGGAAUAUGUUCAAAAGGAGACAGUACCACGAGUUGUUGAGGGAGAAGAAAGGACUGUACUUGUCAGAACCUGCAUUAGACUUCAUUUUUCGUUGCUUAGAACCCAAUUUUAAAAAAAGAAUUGAAAUUGGAGAGGCGCUGAGGCAUCCCUGGUUUAAGGGGAACUUCUUUCCGGUGCACAACCAGAGUUUGUUUCUGCUUCGGGCGGAGGGGGCGGCAGAUGGGGAGGACGCGGUGGACGCGCUGGAUCAGCAUAGCACCCCCAUGAGAGAAGAUCCCGCGAAAGGAGCCCCCGAGCCCAUCUUCAAACUCUCCAAAGAAAUCGAACGAUGCGCGAAAAGGAAGAACGUAGCUAUAGACAAAAACUCCUUCAUCAAAUUUAGCAUCUACGAGCAUGUGGUUGUUCCUCCUCCUGCCGCUCCCCCCCAGGUGUACUUCAGAGGGGGGAACAGCCCGUCCCCUUGUUUGAACAGUACACUCAGGAGGGAGUACCCCCCAGAGUGUGAUGAACUCCAUGCGGAGGGUGGCCGCAUCACUGGGGGCAAGCGCGCUGACCACACGCCAAACUGGGCCACUCCCAAGUGGACAGACCAUAACAGCACCUGCAAUGGGAACUCCCCUUACGUAGGAAGUCACCCGAACGUAGGCAGUCACCAGAAGGAGGCCUUCCCCACCAGCCUCACAAAUUAUCUUCGCGGCAAUGUGGCCAGGGGUGCUCACUACCCUUCCCCCCACGGCAUUUAUGCGAAGCAGCCUGGGGUUGUGAGGAAAUUACCCCCUUCGGUAGAGAAAGCAGAAUGGAUCAAGAAGUAUGAUGACUCUUCCUCUACCCACACGUAUCACACAAACUGGACAGAAGGAGACAAGCAAAGCACCUUUCAUGACUCACCACCAAGUUGCAGCCCAUUGAGAGAUAAGCCCAAAUCUAAUUUUAUAAUGAGCCAUAAAAAAGGUGCAUACAGAAUGAUCGGAAUGAAGAGGAAGAAACAGAAACUAAGUUAUGAUGAGGAAGCGGCAGGGGAAGCAGAAGCGGUAGGAGAAGCAACAGCAGCAGAAGCAACAGCAGCAGAAGCAACAGCAGCAGAAGCAGCACCAUCCGCAGCAGCAGAAAGAGGUGGUCGUCCCUCCGUUGAAAGCCCGGGCAGGAGCUUUCACGUGAUGGCUAGGCAGGCGUUACAAACGGAGGCACAAGGUGAUACACCCAAGACGGUGCAGAACAGCCCUCACAUGUUAAGAAAUGAAGCGACCUUCAAGGGGCGUGGACUCCUGAGUAUCUUCACGGAGAGGCAAUUACCCAAUGGAGGAGGACUACCAAAGAAUGGGAGAGUAGCCAAGAAUACUGAUUAUCCAAUUGGACAUUUCGAGGAAGGGUCCUUUAUCCAUGUGGACGAGGGAUACCAUACUGGUUGGGGAAAUAUGUCGAGGAAGAAUACCCCUCUAGAGUGGAAGAAAAAUAUAAGUGAAAAAGGAGUUAACAAAUGGGAGAGAGACCAAGCCGACAUGAUAAUGACGAUGCAGGGAGGUGGGUACCAAAAUGGAUUACUUAACAUUCAACAGAGGGACAAUGGAAAGAGAGAAUAUAUCGACCAUGUGGGAGAGAUGGCACCUCCUCAGGGUGAGACAUCAUGGGAGGUGAAACUCAGAGAUAGGUGUAGAGACGUUCACAUGGGAGGAUUCCAAAACGAGGCAGAAGAAGCAUACACAGUUGAGCUGGAAGGUGUUUUCUCCCCCAUGAAUAGAAGCCCACUCCACGAUGUCACAGUUGUAACAGGAGGAGAUACUCCCCAAAAAACAGAUCGGAUGGAUACUAACCAUUCGUAUGAAAAAAAUGAAGAAACAAAAAAUACCAUCCGCUAUAAUCCAAAUGGAGGAAAAAAUGGAAACGAUUUUUUUCAUUUAAAUAAAGUGAUGAUCGCAGAAAGAAACGCACCAUACAGAGUGGGUAACCUGGGGGAGGAAGCUCCUCCAAAUGGACUACACAAUGGUGUAGAUAUCCACAGGAGAGUAAAAAGGUGGUGUAGUUUGGGAGGAAGGGAGGUAGUCUGGAAUGACUUCUAUUCUCCGAAGGGUGUCUUCACUCCUUGCAAAGAAAAUUUGCACAGCGGGGAAAGAACACCAAGCGUAUGUGCAGGUAGUCACACAGAUCAACAUCCUCAUCUAGGGGAGUCCAAAGAAAACGUUAAGGGAACUCCAUCGGAUGGAGAAAUCCACAAGGGGGAGGAGUUCCCUCCACACAGAGAUGCAUCCUACGGCUACAUAAACAUGAAGGACAAAAGGGAUUCUCCAAGAUUGAGUUCCCCAUCGUGUGUGCAUUCCAACUGCUCAUCAUCAUCGUGCGAGGACAACUAUUCUGAUGUAGUAACUAGCCAUGCUGAAUCACUCAAACGGUGCGCAUCCCCGAACAAGUGUGAAGAACAGAAUCAAACGGGUUCUAACUCGUUCGAUAGAUGUAGCCAGGGAGAGUCAAGGCAGAUGUGCAGCAUUGUGAGUAGGAGCGCGUCCUGUUCCAUGGACCAGGGGAAGGGAAGAACCUCGUCCGACAAUUUAAUUACAACUAUGUCGUCGUGCUUGUCCGAGGUUGACUUAGAAAUAGACAUGGCGAAUAUGAAAAGGGAGUGCCCCACUCCGGAUGGCUCCAAGGAUAGGACGUGCACCCUGCAGGGGGGCGAGGCGGCUCCGAUGUGCGGUGAGAUGGUGUGUGAUGAGAUGGUGUGUGAUGAGAUGGUGUGCGGUGAGAUGGUGUGCGGUGAGAUGGUGUGCGAUGAGAUGGCGUGCCGUGAGAUGGCGUGUGGUGAGAUGGCGUGUGGUGAGAUGGCGUGUGGUGAGAUGACGGAUCAUAGACCUCUCUCCGGUGAACCCCACGACGAGGAGGAAGACUUCAAAGACGCGCUGGAGUACGAACUGGAACACGAGCUGGAGAGGGAGAUCAGGGAGGAGGAGCGGCAACUCGAGAGAGAGCUGGAAGUGGAGCUGGAAACGGAGAUGGAGAGGGGAGCAAAGGUGGAAGCGGGCGUUGAAUCGGGCGUUGAAUCGGGCGUUGAAUCGGGCGUUGAAUCGGGCGUUGAAUCGGGCGUUGAAUCGGGCGUUGAAUUGGGUGUUGAAUCGGACGUGGGAUCGGGCGUGGGGUAUGGCGUGAAGUCAUGCGUAGAGUUGGACGGGGUGCCAUAUGUAGAGCUAGACGUUGAUCCAUACGUAGAUCCCGAUGCCGUUCGGCUACAUGCGGUGUCUUCCUGCGCAUCCAACGGGGGGAAGCUGGACCGCAAGGAGGCCUCUGCAUGUGGAAAGGAGAAAGUUAGAAACGGCUCGGGUGGCACGUUGAAGGAGCAGAAUGAAUCCCUGUCAGAUGUGGAAGGCCAACCUGAUUGGUCCCCCGAAUGGUCCGCCGAUUGGCCCGCUGAUUGGCCCGCUGAUUGGCCCGCUGAUUGGCCCGCUGAUUGGCCCGCUGAUUGGCCCGCUGAUUGGCCCGCCGAACGGUCCCCCGAUUGGCCCCCCCAAUGGGAAGAGGGCAACGCAGUGAAGGUGCACCCAAACAACACAUGGAGCCAUUCCACUAGCACCAAAAAAGGGAACCAAGAAAUUAAAAUAGCAUGUAAAAACUCAGUUAGUGGUAAGAAAGCACAACAGGUAGGAGAGCACAUGGUGGAAGAAGACACGAUGAAAAAACGUGAAGCAGUAUCUGGGAUCUCGACAAAGAGAAGAAAUUCUCCAUGUAAGUUCCACCUGAGAAAAAAAAAGGCCAAUAACAAAAUGAAGAAAGUGUGUUUUUCUUCCAACCCAGAAAAAAAAAAGAGCAAAAUUGUAAGGCUUCAAAAAUGUGUGCUCAGUGAAGGGUUAAGGAGCAGUCGGAGUGGACCUGUAAAAGGGGGGACCCCCAAAAGUGGGAUCGCCAGUAAGGGGGUCGCCACAAAGGGGGUCACCAAUAAGGGGGUCACCAAUAAGGGCAUCGCUCAUAAGGGGACCUCCGCAAAGGGGAUCGCUAAUAAGGGGACCUCCGCAAAGGGGAUCGCUAAUAAGGGGACCCCCGCUGCCGAGAUCGGCACCACCGGGACCGCGAGCAGCGCCAAGCCGCACCCCUUGGGCAAACACGCAGAAGCGCUUCAUCGAAAAGGCAGGGACGAACCGAACGACAUGGGCUCCAUUAUCGAGUGCACGAGUAGGAAGGGGGCGCCCCAAACGAAGGCGAAGAUUUCCAGCGAGAGGAAGAAGUAUUUAUCGAAGCGGCACACCAUAUCGGAGCUGCGUCUGGGAGGUGGCAACAUGGGCGUCAGUAUCAGCGGCAGUACCAGCGGUGGCAUCGGCGGCAAUACCAGCGGUGGCAUCGGCGGCAAUACCAGCGGCAGCAUCAGCGGCAAAAUCCACAGUGGAAAAUCAGCAGGGGGGAAAAGCACUGCACUGCAUCUGCCUGACACUAGGACCACCGCGGAGGCGCUCCGUGACGUGGGGAAGAGACAUACCAUUUCUAACGCGACGAGCGAUGGGAAGGGUCGAGAAGGUGUACAGGCACGUUCGGUGAAACCAAGGUGCGGUGGGGACUAUCUCCCCAAGGGGGGCAUAAGGAGCAUGCAGAUGCUCCCCGCCUCGAGGGGAACAGUCGGGAGGAUUAGCCUGAAAGCUGGUGCGAAGGCGGGAGAUGGCACCCGUGGUAGUGUCCGCGGCGGCAUCCAUGGUAGCACCCGUGGUAGUAUCCACGGCGGCGUCCGUGGCAGUGUCGGUGGAGUGCUCGCUAGCCAGGUAGCCAAGUGGAACGGAAAACGUGCAGAAACGAAAACGCAAAGGAACCACAACCAGGAGCACAGAACCCUUGUAGAACAGCGGAACCAAAAGGAGCUAUUCAAGAACCAUGUGGAUAAAGAAUUUAAGCGCAAGGAAAAAAGCACUCUCGUAGAAUCGCUCCGAGGUGGUGAAUCACCCACGGAGGAGUCGACCACCAUAGACGGGGACAGCCUCCUCCAAGGGUUUAACACCACAGGGUAUUAUGCAAAUGGGGGAGAGGUAGAUGUGGACCACGGAUUAGCUAGCGAGGAUGAAGCGCAUAUAGCGGCUGAAAGGGAGGAAAGGGAUUUGCUGAAGGAUGAUUUGCCCCCAAUGUGGGAGAGAGGUGAACUGGGCAAACAACACAGUGCAGGCGAAAGGGAGCAAGGCUGCCAAGAAGUGCUGCCACAUGGGUUAGCAGCAAAUGAGGUCCCUUCACAUUGUAGAAGCGGCGUGGGUGAAAAAACGGCCGAGCGGGUAAAGGGUAGAAGCACUAGGACGGUAGGGAUCCCUUUGGGGAAGGACUACACGAAGGACAAGCCCGCUUUGAGGAGAGACCCUCGUGUGGUGGUAACCCCCAGACAGCUGAAGGCCAAUGUGAAGAAGCGUCCGGAAGAGACAUCAAGGGGUAGAAGGAAAGCAGAUGGAAAGACCAGAAUCUCGAGUGAUGAGUUGGUACUGAAUCGAUUUUUGGCUGAGAUGGGGGGGCAUAUCCCUGAAAGGGGGUCCAAACGGGACAGCGUGAAGAAGGGAAGCUCCAAAGGUAUCCAAACGAACAAAGGAAUCGCACACGGGGAAAGGGGAACCAAUUUGAUAAAGCAAAGGAGUUCCCUGUGUAGGAGUGUAGUGGGUAGUCAAAGGGGAAACAACGCGAAGGGGGGGACGAAGGAGGGGACGAAGCAAACCAAGAAAACUGAAAGUAGGAGAACGAAAGACGGGGUAGUCAAACGAGGGGGCACUGACGUGGGGGCUGCUCAGCAGGGAAGCGCGGUUUACUCCAGUGCAGGGAAAAAAGAGAGCUACCUGGAGAAGCGAAAAACUUAUUUGUUUUUUUUUAAGAGGGGCUUGAAAGACAAACUGGAGAAAAUGAAUCGAAAGGCAGAAGCAGAGGAAAAGCACAGGAAAAAGGUGGGGGGCAUUUUGCAGAAGCGAGCAGAAAUGGGUGGAAGUCGCGUUGGUGGAAGUCGCGCGGGUGGAAGCCAAACGGAGGAAAGCCGCGCUGAUGGAAACCGCGCUGGUGGAAGCCCCACCGAUGGAGAGAACCCAAAAGAGGAGGAACAAAACAAACUAUAUAAAAAAGUGAACCCAGGGGAACCGCAGGACGUGCCCCCAUUGGAAUCAACGAACCUGCAUGACGAGAUGGCGGCAUGCAGAUGCACCCCGCACCAUCACCCGAUCCAUCACCCGACCCAUUACCCUCACGUCAAUGCAAACGGAAAAGCAAACGGAAAAGCAAAAGAAGUUUAUUUCCACAGUGGGAACAAGGGUCCUAUGAAUGGCAGUUGGCACCAAUCGGUUAGCGGCAAUGGGGUGAAACUUCGAUCUGAUGUGACACCUACGAGGGGGGACAUUAACCUCUCUGAUGCGAGGAAGGUGGAGGUGCACUUUAGCCACUUGGACUCGAAGAAUGGAAGGAGCAAUCAUUCCUUGGGGACACGCAACAUGGCUCUAAGUUGGAAGGACAUUUCGAUUUCUCACUGCGAUCGGAAGGAUGGUGAAGCGGGACAUGGUGAAGCGGGGCAUGGUGAAGCGAGGCAUGGUGAAGCGAAGCAUGGUGAAACCGGACAUGGUUCAACGGGUCCGUCCCAAAUAGGUUCUGUAAGAACUGCCAAGGAACGGGACCUAGAAUCCCUUUCGAGGAGAAACCCAGCGACCGACGCGCCUUACACAGAUAAGGCAAACUUUCAGGGGUAUGAUGUAAAGGUACAGAAGAAAGGUUGCCUCCCCGAGGGGUUAAUGGAAAGAGAAAGAGUUUCAACCAACCGGGUUGCUUGUAUGUCUGCUUCGUAUUGGGACCAUCCGGGUGAUGAGGGGCCUUCACCCCGCGAGUGGAGACCGAAUGGGAAGCUGUCAAAGGGGCCGAUGCUGCGUAGACGGAUGGUAGGUGCAUCCAAGGGGGAAAAAAUAAACCCCAUGGAGACGACCCCAAUGUUGGCAGGUAGGACUGACACGAAUGUCGCAUGUGAAAGCACCACUGAGGGGAAAAGCCUAACUCAUGGAAAUGCAAAAAAGGAAACAGAAAGAGAAAGGUAUAAGCAAAAGGAACCGACCAGUUUUACACAACACCAAAUUGGUACAGGAAGAUGCAGCAAUGGUAGGACAGUGGAGGCACAUGGGAAUAUAAAGCAGGAGUGUUUGUCUCAUGCCAAGGAGGAGAGGAAAAAACGCCUUCUUAACUUCAACGAUGAAAUGAGAAGGAGUGGUGAGAAGAACACUCUCCAGAUGAACCCCAAGGUGGAGAGCCUUUCCGUGUGGUGGUCACACAUAGAACAGGGUACUGACACGUGCCUGCAGGAGAGCCAAGGGAAAAAAAAACAAAAUGCUACCUCAUAUUUGAAUUUAAAGGGGGACGAGAUGAAGAAAAAUUUCCGUUCGGCCCCUCACUUGGUUCACUUUCAUCCAUCCAAGGUUGAGUCCCACAUGCCGAUGUCUGUCGUAAGCCCAAGAAACGUCACUCCAGGUGGUGUGGGGGUCAGUCCCGAUGUGAAAAAAGUACCACCGAUUGUGCCCUGCAACGUAAUUCAGAAGGACGAGAAGCACAGGGCAGGGCCGUUCAGUGGUCACGAUAACGACGCAGUCGCCAAGGGGGCGAACCCAAAUGGUCGCACUCGUAGAGCGUAUCAUUUGCAAGGCAGGAACCGCUUGCCAAACGAGAAUCGCCUGCCAAACGAGAACCGCUUGCCAAACGAGAAUCGCCUACCAAACGAGAACCGCCUACCAAACGAGAACCGCCUACCAAACGAGAACCGCCUACCAAACGAGAACCGCCUACCAAACGAGAACCGCCUGCCAAACACGCAUCACUACGGGGCUCAAAAUAUUUUCAUCAGAUGCAACGGAGAGAAGGUGGCCUACCCAAUGGGUGAUGAUGCAUAUGGAAGGAGGAGCCAACUAGAGAGGAGGAAAAAUGACCAGACGAGAGGGAACCAAAACGAUGCGUAUGCUCAAGUGUUUGGAGCUACCAACCAAGGGGGGACAAAUAGGACCUGUAUGCCUCUGCACAGACCAAUUGGCUACGCAGAUCCGAGGCAGACAAAGAACAACUUUAUCUCAGGAAAAAACAAAAAGAAUUCCAAUUUGAGUAUCUUGUGGUGGAAGACUUAG
Plasmodium cynomolgi strain B is the source of this 9249-nucleotide messenger RNA. Its product is annotated as protein kinase domain containing protein. The transcript is spliced from 2 exons. Gene Ontology annotation, molecular function: protein kinase activity; ATP binding. Gene Ontology annotation, biological process: regulation of cytokinesis; mitotic cell cycle; protein phosphorylation. Lineage: Eukaryota; Apicomplexa; Aconoidasida; Haemosporida; Plasmodiidae. The record is from RefSeq and is a predicted model, not a curated record. Gene Ontology annotation, cellular component: nucleus; centrosome; cytoplasm. Bases 1 to 9249 code for a protein of 3082 amino acids.